Messenger RNA from Cylicocyclus nassatus, 513 nucleotides. The record is from the annotation of a GenBank genome assembly. Lineage: Eukaryota; Metazoa; Nematoda; Chromadorea; Rhabditida; Strongylidae.
AUGGAGGACUCUAGUCCUCCUUCCUCUGGUAGAGCGUCCGUGGACUCGGCGUUAUACAAUGCCACCCAGCUCGAAGGGGAGUUGAGCGUGGCCAGAAGGCAGGUGGAUGCUCUGCAAUGGAGCAGAGGCCUGCACGCCAACCAACUGAAGGAGACGCAGGCCCUAUGCAAGCAACACGAAAGGAACCUCACCCGCAUUGUGAGAGUUCUACGGGCAGUGCAUGAGGUGCUGCCCAAGGCCCUCGAAGCGCACAGGGCCAAGCUUCGCGCCCUGCACCCGGAGGAGGAGGAAGAGCUGCUCCAUCACUUCCUCCAGAAGGGGAACGUGGUGGAGACCUUUAUAGAGAUUAUCACGCAUGGCGAAGGUAUGGUCCGCGUGACCACUGACCGGGACGAAUUCUUUUUCGCCCCUAUGAGGUCGGGCCAGAAAAAGAGGUUCAACCUCCAUUGCCCGGACAAGCUAUGGCGCGCGGACCAUCCCUGGGUGCGGCUGCACAUUGGCGCCCUACGGUGA